Molecule: messenger RNA, 2265 nt
Organism: Pangasianodon hypophthalmus (striped catfish)
Lineage: Eukaryota; Metazoa; Chordata; Actinopteri; Siluriformes; Pangasiidae
Gene: dnaja3a
Product: DnaJ heat shock protein family (Hsp40) member A3a
Exons: 11
Coding region: 43-1407 (454 amino acids)
Biological process (GO): negative regulation of apoptotic process; protein folding; response to heat
Cellular component (GO): mitochondrion
Molecular function (GO): ATP binding; protein kinase binding; heat shock protein binding
Source: RefSeq, a predicted model, not a curated record
GCAUGCGCAGUUUGUCGCACUACUGUGUGUGCGGUAGUAGUGAUGGCGUCCUCCGCAGCUCGGUGUUCAGCACGCUGGGUGACAGUCACUGUGUCCUCUAAUGUCCGCACUUGUAGCACUUUUGCCUCCAGGCCUAAUGGAGCUAGUCGAGCUUUGGGGAAAUUCGGGAGCGGCGUGUUUUGGUCUGCGGGCAGCAGAGCUGGAGAAGGAGCGGAGAAAGCGGUGACAUUGACAGGACUGUUAGGUGGAAACCCUCAUCACGUCCUGCCCAGGCUGUCUUUCCACAUUAGUGCCACUGCCAGUAAUAAACAGGACUUUUACCAGGUUCUCGGUGUACCGCGCACAGCAUCCCAGAAAGAGAUCAAGAAAGCCUAUUACCAAAUGGCAAAGAAAUAUCAUCCAGACACAAACAAAGACGACCCACAGGCCAAGGAGAAAUUUGCACAGUUGGCUGAAGCCUAUGAGGUGCUCAGUGAUGAGGUGAAGAGGAAGCAGUAUGAUACGUACGGCUCAGCUGGGUUCGAGGCGGGCAGAGCCGGAGCUGGAGCGGGUCAGCAGCAGUACUGGAGCGGUGCCAGAGUCGACCCUGAGGAACUCUUCCGCAAGAUCUUUGGGGAAUUUUCCGGAGCUCGAGGCUUUGGGGACUUCAACGGCAUCUUUGAUCAGCCACAGGAGUACGUGAUGGAGCUGACUUUUGCCCAAGCUGCCAAAGGCGUGAAUAAGGAAAUCACGGUGAACAUUGAGGCCGCCUGCCAGCGCUGUGAUGGUAAAGGCCAUGAGCCGGGCUCUAAGAUCCAGCAGUGCAACCACUGCAACGGCACAGGAAUGGAGACGGUGAACACAGGGCCAUUUGUGAUGCGCUCUACCUGUCGGCGGUGCGGCGGCCGUGGCUCAGUGAUCACCUCCCCCUGCAUAGCAUGUAAAGGAACGGGUCAGAGCAAGCAGAGACGCACCGUCAUGGUUCCUGUUCCUGCUGGUAUUGAAGAUGGGCAGACAGUCAGGAUGCCUGUGGGAAAUAAAGAGAUCUUCAUCACGUUCAGGGUCCAGAAGAGUCCUGUGUUCAGGCGAGAUGGGGCAGAUAUCCACUCAGACGUUCAGAUUUCAGUGGCUCAGGCCAUCCUGGGAGGCACAGUGCGAGCACAAGGACUCUACGAGACGGUCAAUCUUUCCAUCCCAGUUGGAGUCCAGGCCGAUCAGAAGAUCAGGCUUUCUGGAAAGGGAAUCCCACGAGUCAGUGGCUAUGGUUAUGGUGAUCAUUACAUCCACAUCAAGAUUAAAAUCCCCAAGAUGCUAACUGAUAGACAGCGUGCCCUCAUUAUGAGCUAUGCAGAGGAUGAGGCAGAUGUGGAGGGAACUGUAAAUGGAGUCACUACAACCACUGCAGGUAAAAGAUCUACAGGAAACUGAGAGAGCAUUGUGGGUCAUGAGGACCCCGGGCAGGUGCUGUGACUGGCUGCUGGACGUGGAGAAGAGAAGCAGGAGUGUGAGACUUCACACUUCUCAAGCAGACAGCCAUGGCAUUAAACACACACGUCUGCAUCCACCAUUUCCUUACAUGCCUUAUGGAAGAUGAUCUUUUCUAAAAGGACCCUGCUGAUCCACACUGAAGAUGAUUUCACUAGCUUUACGUGCAGUGGAAGUCUGUGGAAGGCAUUCAGAGAGCUCAAGAAACGCACAGAAAUCUUAACUUGAUUCAGAAUGAAUACAUUUUAUGUUGCAAUGUUUUGGGUCAUCAAUCGUGCGCACUGUUCUUACACUAUGUAAAAUUACCCCACUUUCUGUAAAAUGUGCUUUAAGAAGGCUGAAGAGCAGUUAGUUGUGAGUUUUUGAGAAAGUUCUGAGAUUUGUGUCUGCACAGACGAGGUGAGAGUGCUCAGACAUCUUCACACGUCACACAGAACACAAUGUGUUACAGUAACUUCUGCUCUGCCUCAUUAGCUGUUAUUAUUUAAAUGUUGAAACAUUCAAAUGUUGAAACAGAAGUCACAUAAACUUCUAUGACCCUGUACAUUAAAUUAAAGGUGACAUUUAACAAACAGGAACAUGACGCAUCAAAUGUGUUGGAUUAAGAUUUUAUUAGUCUAACAGAUUGAACUAGUCACACAGCUGGUAGUUAAAAAGAACACGUUUGGGCAUACAGACUGAACUAUCAGCAAAACCAGUUACUAAUCCUAAGCUCAUUGAACUGUUAAACUGUUCCACUGUAGUAGUCAUUUAAAGGUGCAAUAUGUAAAAAUGAACGAAUAAACCAGUUAGUCUGUCAAA